Wyeomyia smithii (pitcher-plant mosquito) is the source of this 1402-nucleotide messenger RNA. RefSeq names its product protein mono-ADP-ribosyltransferase PARP16-like. The record is from RefSeq and is a predicted model, not a curated record. Gene Ontology annotation, biological process: endoplasmic reticulum unfolded protein response. Lineage: Eukaryota; Metazoa; Arthropoda; Insecta; Diptera; Culicidae. The coding region runs from base 168 to 1226 and encodes 352 amino acids. Gene Ontology annotation, cellular component: nuclear envelope; membrane; endoplasmic reticulum tubular network. Gene Ontology annotation, molecular function: protein serine/threonine kinase activator activity; NAD+ poly-ADP-ribosyltransferase activity; kinase binding. The transcript has 2 exons.
AGAUCCCUUUUACGUUUGUUGUUAUUAUUUUUUACCCAAAAUGACUUCAUCAGAUGAUCUGUUAUCAGUGCUUAUCAAUUAGGGGUAUUUAAGCAAUAGUCAAUAUUUCUUUGUUCGUAGUGCCGUCUUGUCUGCUGUGGAAAGAAGGUGUAGUAAAACUCCAUAUCAUGAUUACACACGACAGCGCCCGGGAUAGGCGUGUCGCGUUGAAAGACACCCUGGAAGCCGAUCUAACAGCGGCAGAUUUUCAAUUGUCUCUAUUUGUUGCUGCAGCAAAAUCAUUCAAGUUCGAUUCUUGUUUACAACCGUUCCCAGCUGAUUAUAUUAUCAAUGGAGAAAAAGAUAUCACUGAACUGAACCAAGCACUGGAUGCUCUUCCUGCCUUGGACAAACUGACGGUCGAUGAUCUCGAAAAUCGAUCAGUAGAUCUGCUGUAUUGGAUUAUGUGCAGACAAUCCGGUCCACGAUUGAGGACCGUAUCCACAACCGAUCAUGAUUCUGUUUUAGCCAAAGCCCCAUGCUUGGCUGCAUUCCAGCGGCCACACUACAUAUUCGAGGUACUACAACAGAACGAAUCACGUUCCGAGCGGGUGUUUCGAGAAAACUUGCCACAUUUUCCAUCAUGUCAUGCAUACCACGGAAGUAAGGUGUUCAAUUUUUACUCCAUACUGAACUAUGGCCUUCAGCAACACCUGAAUAAGACUGCUCUGUUCGGGGAAGGAAUAUACCUUUCGGAAGAACUGCACGUGAGUCAAAUGUUUGCCCCGACGGGAGCUGGCUGGUCCAGGUCAGCGUUGGGAAGUCACCUAGCUUGCACGGCUCUGUGCGAAUACAUCGACAAUCCGGCCUACGUGAGAAGCCAGGAAGAAAACCAAAGCACUAAUAUACCGGAGAAGUACAUACUUGUAAAGAAUAAUGAUCUCGUUCAAGUCCGAUAUCUGCUUGUGUAUGGAAGCAGGCGACACCGAAAGCCUACCGGAACGAUUCCCCAACGGAUAACGAGCGGUUACCCGCUUCGGAAAUCCGUUCAACCGUUGCCAGGUCCGUACGCCAGAUGGAUAAGAGCUCACAGAAGCUGGCUCCUGGCAGGUGGAUAUUUCCUGCUGCUGCUGUCUAUUGGAAUGAUGAACAGCAGUAAUGCGCACUACAUGAAGCAGAUGUUUAUGCAAAAAAUUAACUACAUGCGCAAUGCGCUCUUCAAGGCCGUAGCGGAGGGGGAACCGUAAACAUUUAUCUAGCGUUUAUCAAUAGCUUUAAUCGGGACAGUCAACUGGGCAUACAUAUUGUAAAUUAUAUAAUCAAUUAUACAUACGGUGUUUUUAAACAAUGUUUGAUUUCGUGAUGAAAUCAACCUAAUGGCUAUCUAAGUAAAAUGUUCAAUAGACAUUCAAUAACAAAAAUA